Molecule: messenger RNA, 3207 nt
Organism: Dromiciops gliroides (monito del monte)
Lineage: Eukaryota; Metazoa; Chordata; Mammalia; Microbiotheria; Microbiotheriidae
Gene: GPM6B
Product: glycoprotein M6B
Exons: 7
Coding region: 531-1397 (288 amino acids)
Biological process (GO): central nervous system myelination; axon development
Cellular component (GO): plasma membrane; myelin sheath
Molecular function (GO): structural constituent of myelin sheath
Source: RefSeq, a predicted model, not a curated record
GCUGUGUGCUCUGGGGUGGGGGCAGCUCUGUCGCUGAGUCAUGCGAUAGGAGGGGGGGCUUUUUCAUUCUCACACACAUCCUCUCUCCUGAUGUCACAAAUCUAUUCUUCAGUGGGAGAAUUGAUUAGCAUUCAUCGGGAGUCUUUGCAGGGGAGAAAGAAAGGAAGGUUGAGAAAGCGAGACAGUGGAGGCAAAGGGGGAAACCAGUAGCCACAGAGCUAGGCUCUUUCCCGUCCGGGCUACAUUGAAACUUUAAGCACAAUCGAGGGGAAGAAUGGGUAUUUUAUAACUGGGAUCCUCGGUGACGUAUGGCUGACUGUUCCCUGGCAGAGAUCUUUAUGGACCUGUAGCAGAGUGGAAUUGAAGGCAUCUGGGAAGGGACCGUAAUCUACUGUAGAGGAGAACAGAGCCCCUCAAUCACUGGCGCUGUAAAUAAGAGACGGAGGGGACUCAGAAAGAAAGGGAAUAGUGGAGGGGGGAGACGUCUUCUUUGGGGGGGAGUGGGGUAAAAAGCAUUUUUGGUGGAUGGUAUGAAGCCAGCCAUGGAAACUGCAGCGGAGGAAAAUACAGAACAAAGCCAAGAGAAAAAAGGUUGCUUUGAAUGCUGCAUCAAGUGUCUGGGAGGAGUGCCCUAUGCUUCCCUCGUAGCCACCAUUCUCUGCUUCUCUGGAGUUGCUCUGUUUUGUGGCUGUGGACAUGUCGCCCUGGCUGGGACCAUAUCCAUUCUGGAGCAGCACUUCUCCACAAAUGCCAGUGACCAUGCCCUACUGAGCGAGGUGAUCCAGCUGAUGCAGUAUGUCAUCUACGGAAUCGCAUCCUUUUUUUUCUUGUAUGGGAUCAUUCUGUUGGCAGAAGGCUUUUAUACCACAAGUGCAGUGAAAGAGCUACAUGGAGAGUUUAAAACAACAGCCUGUGGCCGGUGCAUCAGUGGCAUGUUUGUUUUCCUCACCUAUGUGCUUGGAUUGGCCUGGCUUGGGGUCUUUGGCUUCUCGGCCGUACCUGUCUUUAUGUUCUAUAACAUAUGGUCAACUUGUGAAGUCAUCAAAUCCCCCCAGACAAAUUCGACAUCAUCGGGGAGCCAGAUCUGUGUGGAUAUCAGGCAAUAUGGUAUCAUCCCUUGGAAUGCCUUGCCAGGCAGGGCAUGUGGCUCAACCCUAGAAAGCAUCUGCAACACGAAUGAGUUCUAUAUGUCCUAUCACUUGUUCAUCGUAGCCUGUGCUGGAGCUGGUGCCACUGUGAUCGCAUUGAUCCACUUCCUCAUGAUACUGUCUUCUAACUGGGCUUACUUAAAGGAUGCAAGCAAAAUGCAGGCCUACCAGGAUAUCAAAGCAAAAGAAGAACAGGAACUUCAGGAUAUCCAGUCCCGGUCAAAAGAACAGCUCAAUUCUUACACAUAAAUGUUUGCCAGAGUAAUUCAGCAGAAGAAUUUAUAGCUCUGACAAAUCAUCAAACGGCUGCUCUGCAGUGCAGAUGUAUAUCCACCAAACAAACUAAUAUAGGAGUACAAAAACUUCACUGUCAAGCUCCUGGGACUUGUUUCUAGGAAAACCUUCCACUGGGUAAAUCUUUCUUCCUUUAGAACAGAUAUUGGAGGUUUCAUGUCAGCCAUUUUAAAAGGCAACACUUUUGACACAAUGAUUGUUUACCCUUUGAGAUUAAUGGCAUUCCCACAUUUCACUUUGCCUCUGUUGGUAUGGUCACAGUUGGUAUGGGAAUCAGUCUUGCUCUUUAGUAGGCGCUCUCAACUUUCCAGCAUUAGGAAUUUUAUCUAUAUACAUAUAAAUGCCAACAGUUACCUACCAAGUUCCAUUUCUGACAGCUGACAUUUGUUAAAGUUUGGCUCUUGUAAGUUUUUCAUAUGGUGACUAAAUUUAUUUUUUCCUCCUAAUGAGCUGGCUUUCUGAUUUGUCCAAGGACAGGAUGACAUUAAUUCCCUGAGCCAGUCAGCGGGCAGCUAUUCAGAAAAGCCUCAAUGAGCCACUAUAAUUCUGCCGUACUUACUGCUGGAACAAACUAGAUUUUCAUCCAUGGGCAAGCCCUAUAGAAUUUGUUUUAUACAUCAUUCAGUUUUAACAAAAACGGUGUGACUCAGUAAUGGUUUUUUUUUUCUUCCUAAAUGCCAGCUUUGCCUUAAUGUAAACUUCUUCUAAAUUUCUAAAAAAUUUAUAUAAGAGAAGACUAUGACUUCUUCAUGGUACUUCAUUUCACAAAUUUCUUUUCUUAAUUAAGAAGUGUUACCUUAUUAAAAUGACCACCAUCAAAAAAAAAUUCGUAGAUGGUCUAGAUAGCGAAUUUGAAGUUUCAUACCAGCAAUCUAAAAUCAAAUUACAAGUAGACCACAGACCUCCUGCUUUUCUAGAACUUGAUACCUAAAUCAGAAUUUGUAUUUAUUUUGUUUUCCUUAAACAAAUCUUAGUUAUGGCCCAAAAGUAAUGAAGUUCGAUGUUCAGCAUGAAAGCUGCUAGAGUUUAAGCCAUUUAACAGAAACUUGCCUUCAAAAUCAUUGUGUUUCAGAAACAUUAAGUGAUUAUUGGAUAUUAGUGAUGGUAAAUUUUGUGUUGUUCUUUAUGAAAUGAUAAAUAUAGCUGUUGGGUAUAUCAAGGCUUUUUAAAAGAAGCUACAUAACAUAAAGUUAACCACUGUAUAUUCAUGUUUAAAGUUAACUUGUGGUUUGACUGUUUCCUGGAUAUUAAAACACAUACCUAUGUGAAAAUGUAUAAAAAUGAAAGGAAGCAUACAUUACUUAGAAGCUAUUAAAACUGAUCUUUUACUACAUUUCAUUUGGAUCAUUAAAUUUAAUUAAAUGCCUAAAAUGCUUAAUUUAACCCUUUUUACAUUGGGGGAGGCUCUCUUCUAUGUAGAGCAAGUGACAGAAUAAUUUUGUGUUUGUUUUCCUGUUGCAUGAAGGAGACUUAAAUAUUUUUCACAGCAGCACAGGUGCUGUCCUAUAGUCCAGUGUUCUCAUAGAAGAGUAAUGGAGGCAGUGUCUUAAAGCCUAAUUCUUUUUCUAAUUCUAGGUAGCUAUUACCAGGAGUUUUUGAAAGUUUCAUUUUAAGUAGUCUAAUAUUUUUUAUGUAAAGAUCAUUAAAUUUUGCUAUGUAUAAAUUUUUGUAACCUAACAGUGAAUCAAUAUUUUCUAUCAGUGCCAAGGGCUUCCUGUAGUUAUAUUCAAGUGUUACAAUAAAUAUUUGUAGAUAAUAGAGCCAA